AUGCAGCAAUAUGCCUAUGGAAUCCCGUCGCCUCCGGCAUCACCCCAGGUUUUCGAGCAGCAAAAGUGUGCCUUCCAGCCUCCGCCAACCGCAGCCGCUUCCCGCCAGCAACAACAACAACGACCGCGACGAUGCGUGCCCCUUGUCGCGGAGGAUAGGCUAGGCAUGCUGCUCGAGGGGAAACUCCGUCUGACCCAGGUCCUUGGCACCGGCGCCUACGGCGUCGUCUACACCGCUGUUGAUGUGAACACCGGUAUUCCCUAUGCUGUCAAGUGCUUGUCCAAAUUCAACCCCGAUGGAACCCCGCUGGAACGCAGGCAAGCGGCCUACCAGUCGCGCGAGAUCCGUCUGCACUACUUGGCCUCUGCACACAGUAAUGUCGUGUCGAUGCACAAGAUUGUGGACGAUGCCGACUGCAUAUACGUGAUCCUCGAGUACUGUCCUGAAGGUGACUUGUUCGCCAACAUCACGGAGCGUGGCCAGUACGUUGGCAACGACGAGUUGUCUCGACGGGUCUUUCUCCAGAUUUUGGACGCCGUGGAGCACUGCCACAAGCUUGGAAUCUACCAUCGGGAUCUCAAGCCAGAAAACAUCUUGGUCACGGACUGUGGUGAGACUGUCAAGCUGGCUGACUUUGGACUGGCGACUGCCGAGGAUCGAUCCGAGGACUAUGGCUGCGGAUCCACCUUUUACAUGAGUCCUGAGUGCCUCGACUCUAAUGCGCGCAAGCCUUUCUACCUGUGCGCUCCUAAUGAUGUGUGGUCCCUAGGUGUCAUCCUGGUCAAUCUCACGUGUGGUCGCAACCCGUGGAAGCAGGCUUCUUUCCAGGACUCCACCUAUCGUGCCUAUGCCCGCUCCCAGGAAUUCCUCAAGACCAUACUACCCAUUACGGACGAGCUGAAUGACAUCCUGGCCUGCAUCUUCAACCCUUCUCCCGCUCACAGGAUCACCCUCCCCGAGCUGCGCGAGAGGAUCAUGGCGUGUCGUUGCCUGACCGUGGGCCCCCAGAUGCCACCCAGCCCGCCCGCUACCCCCGAUCAGAUUUCCAACCCUUAUGGAGUUCCCGAGGAGGCGAUCAUGGACGAGUAUGAGGAAUGUGAGAGUCUGUCUCCCACACCCAGCGUGUCAGAUGACGGAUCCCUAUCCUCUGACAUUUCCACCAUUUCGGAUUCGGACGACGAAUUCAUGCAGGAGCAGCAGAUGCACACGCCUCCUGAGGCUCAUUUCUACGGACAGGAACCUCAGAUUGUUCCACAGGAUGUUUACUACGCCGCCCAGGAAUACAUCCCCCAGCACUACACUGAGCCUACACCUCAUCAACCCCUUCCUUCGCCUGGUCCUCAUCAGGCAACGCAAAAUGCGCAGCCAUUUUGCGCACCAGCACCAGCACCAGCACCAGCAAAGUCCUACUUUCCGUUGUGGGAUGCGCUGGGCCGAUACGUCCAGCAGGGCGCGCCGCAUUUCUAUGCGCCGCAUCAUCAGGUACCUGCUUACCCUCAGUUCCAGGGAUGCUUCUGA
Molecule: messenger RNA, 1518 nt
Organism: Emericellopsis cladophorae
Lineage: Eukaryota; Fungi; Ascomycota; Sordariomycetes; Hypocreales; Bionectriaceae
Product: Negative regulator of sexual conjugation and meiosis-like protein
Exons: 2
Coding region: 1-1518 (505 amino acids)
Biological process (GO): intracellular signal transduction; protein phosphorylation
Molecular function (GO): protein serine/threonine kinase activity; ATP binding
Source: RefSeq, a predicted model, not a curated record